AUGUCCGAUCCCGGCGCGCAGUCCGCGUCGCACGACGCGGACGUCGCGAAGGACGACGCGGACGGCAACCUCGACGCGCUCCUCUCCGGCGCGUACGCGUCGCCGCGGCGCGCGACGAGCGCGGCGACGUCGUCGUCGUCGUCGUCGCUGACGACGCGUCGCGCCGCGCUCGCCGACGCCUCCGUCGGGCUCGCCGCGCACGUGCAGAGCUUGGGGUGGGAGGAGCGCGAGUUCAGCGACGUCGUCGUCUCCGCGCUGGGCAAGGAUUACCCGCUGCAUCGUCUCGUCCUCUCGCGCUCGCCGUACUUCGCCGCGCUCAUGCGCGGCCCGUGGCUCGACGCGUCGUCGCCGACGCUCACCCUGCGCUUCGACGACGUCAGCGACCUCGUCGACGUGGACGCGGUGGAGACGACGCUGGGGUUUCUGUACGACAAACCGCCGACGCUGACGACGGACGCGGCGCCGCGCGUGCUCGCCGCGGGGUCGUUCCUCGACCUCCGAGACUUGUGCGAUAUCUGCGCGGACUUCAUCGUCGCGGACGUGGACGAGCGGACGUUCCUGCGAUACCAAAACCUGUGCGAGCAGAGCGCGUUCGGGAUGGGCGACCCGGGCGAGAGAGGCGCGUUCUAUCUCAUCUCACACUGGUCCCCAUACGACCCCGUCGGCGUGGUGAACGCCGAGCUGCGAGGGACGUUGCACCACCUCAGCCCGACGACGCUGCUGAAGCUGCUGCGAUCGAACGACCUGUGGGUCGCGAACGAGCGCGCGCGGUUCGAGCUCGUCGCGGACGUCACGUCGCGGCUGCUGGAAGAGAGCUGCGACGGCGACGGCGACGGCGACGGCGGCCCGGACCCCGCCGCCGUCGCGUUGCGCGCCGAGGCGCUGUCCGCGUGCGUCAACUACCAACACCUCCCGUUCGCGGACUUGCUCGCGAUACGCGCCGAGCUCGAGCUCGAGGACGGCGACUUCAAAGCGGCGUGCCUCGGGUCAAUGGUCGCCGCGCUGGGCGAGGCGGCGCUGCGAGGGGAGGCGGGCGUCGGCGCCGCCGACGCGGUCAACGCGGUGAGCGCGGCGGCGGACGCGGCGGCGACGUCGCCGACGCGCGCGGUGGUCGACGGACUGUGGGCGCAGACGCUGCUGAAAGCGCACGUCGCCGCGGCGCAGGGGAGAGACGGGAGCGAGCGCGGCGCGGGCGCGAGCGACGCGGACGCGCCGAGUCGCGCGCGCGCGCCGCCGUCGCGGGUGGACGAGAGCUUGAGCAGAAUCGAAAUCGAAGAUGGCGGCGGGGGCGCGCGCGGGGAGAGCGACGAGGACGACGAGGACGACGAGGACGACGACGACGACGACGACGCGCGCGCGGGGGUCUCGAACCGAGCCGCGGGCGCCGCGGGGUCGUCCGCGUCGCCGAUGAAGAAGCGCGCGGACGGCGGCGCCGGGACUAGGUGCGUUCUAUACACUGGUCCCCAUACGACCGCGUUGUCGUGGUGA
Messenger RNA from Micromonas pusilla CCMP1545, 1488 nucleotides. RefSeq lists its product as uncharacterized. The record is from RefSeq and is a predicted model, not a curated record. The coding region runs from base 1 to 1488 and encodes 495 amino acids. Lineage: Eukaryota; Viridiplantae; Chlorophyta; Mamiellophyceae; Mamiellales; Mamiellaceae. The transcript has 3 exons. Gene Ontology annotation, molecular function: protein binding.